CCGGCCACCCUGUAGAUAAAGAAAAUUCUAGGUUAGGUUCAUGGUUAGGUUGUGGAAAUUAAAUUUGUAUUAUUCCUUAUUUGCUAACUUUAAACGACAGACCCAGACAAUGAGAAAGUCAACUUUCAAAAAGGGAAAGCCUGGAAAGGCUGUCGGUAAACCGAAAGUCUCGCAGACCAAAAUUAAUUUCAAGGUGUUAGAACCGCCUACGAAAAGUGCAAAUGACAAAAAGGAUUAUAAAGUGAUACAGUUGCAAAACGGCUUAACUGCAUGCUUAAUAUCUGACGUGAUGGGAGACGACGAUUCUGAUUCCUCUGACGAUAGCGGCUCAGAAACAGAUGAGACUGUGACUACCGAAUCGGAGGUGGAUAGCGAUUCGUCGGACAGUGAGGCGGGUACCAAAUCAAAAUCUUCGGACAGAGAAACAAAAAUGGCGGGCGCGGCUUUGUGCGUGGGAGUCGGAAGUAUGAGUGAUCCCAGGGAGAUUCCGGGUCUGGCACAUUUCUUAGAGCACAUGGUCUUCAUGGGAAGUGAAAAAUAUCCCGAAGAGAAUGAUUUCGAUUCGUUCAUCAGUAAACACGGUGGUUUCAAUAACGCAUCAACCGAUUAUGAAGUAACAACCUUUCACUUUGAAUGUUUCGAAAAACAUCUGCCAACCGCACUACAUAAGUUGGCACAAUUUUUUAUCUCGCCACUCAUGAAACGAGAUUCGAUGACUCGCGAACGGGAGGCUGUCGAAUCGGAGUUUCAGCUUGCUGUCCCUUCGGAUGAUUUUCGAAAGGAGCAGUUGAUAGUUAGUAUGGCUCAGGAUUCCUCACCAGUCAAUUCGUUUUCGUGGGGCAACCUUAUCACAUUGAAAGACAAUGUAAGCGAUGACCGGUUGUACGAAAUGCUGCAUGAAUUUCGUAAGCGACACUACUCGGCGCAUCGCAUGACUGUUGCGAUACAGGCUAGGUUGCCGAUUGCUACAUUGGAAAAGUUGCUUGUCGAUUGUUUUUCGCCUAUUCCCAACAAUGGGUUACCACCUGACGAUUUUAAAACGUUGAUUGGUGAUACAUUCGAUACUCCCAAAUUUCGUCAGUUGUAUUACGUAAAACCGGUAAAGGAUAUUUGUCAGGUGGACUUAACGUUUUAUUUACCCUCAUUAAUACGUUUGUAUCGUGUUAAACCUCAUGUCUACCUGUCAUGGAUAUUGGGUUAUGAAGGCAAAAAUAGCUUGUAUUCGUACCUGAAGAAGAAGGUCUGGGUACUCUCCUUAAGCGCAGCUAACGAGGAAUCGGGCGCGGAAUAUAAUUCGAUAUAUGCAACAUUUACGAUCAGUUUAGUGCUGACCAGAGAAGGUUUUAGCAAUAUAAAGGAUGUUGUUGAAUCUGUUUUUUCCUACAUAAAUUUAUUAAAAAUUAAUGGACCAAGUGAGAGAAUCUUUAGAGAAAUGCAGUCGAUUGGCGAAACUUCGUUUAGGUUCGAAGAGGAAGAGACCGCUGCUGAUAAUGUUGAAGAUUUAGUCGAGCAUAUGCAAUAUUUUCCUUCGAAAGACUAUUUAACGGGAGAUACUUUGGUAUUUGAUUAUGACCCUGAUGCUAUAACCAUGGUACUAAACAAUUUGGUUCCAACCAAAAUGAAUGUGAUGAUCAGUUCCGCUGAUGUUCCAACGAAUAUUGUAUACGAUCAAAUCGAACCAUGGUUCAAAACUCAAUACAAAGCCAUAGAUAUCCCCUCCGAUUGGUUGGAAUGUUGGAAAAACGCAAAGCCCUUACCAGAAUUCAGCCUACCCGGCCCCAACCCUUUCGUAACGACCGAUUUCUCCAUCUUACCCAAACAGAAAAACUUAUCCAAGUAUCCGGAGAAGGUAUUGGACUCACCCUUGAUUGAAUUAUGGUAUCGGAAGGAUGAUAAAUUUGAACUCCCGUUAGCUUACUACUAUUACUAUUUGAUCUCGCCUUUAGCGUUGAAGUCGGCAGCAAGUACUUGUAUGAUGGAAAUGUACGCAAUUUUGGUGCAAAUGAAUUUUGCAGAAGAAGGAUAUGAUGCCUUGUUAGCCGACUUAGAAUUUGAGAUUAUUGCGGGCGAGAAAGGACUCGCCAUUAAAAUCUCGGGGUACAAUGAAAAAUUAAACUUACUUAUAGAACUGGUGGGAAAGUGCUUGAAAAACGUAUCUCAAACUUUCUCAGAACCCCUGUUCGAUGCCAUAAAGGAAAAGUUGAGGAAAUCGUAUUACAAUGCGAUUAUAAAACCAUCGAAACUAUGCAAGUUGGUUUCAGUAGCGUGCAGUAAAGAGCGAGGCGAUGACAAAUUACGAGUCAAGGUGGUUGGUGAUAAACGGCAAACGCUUAGCACCGACCAGCGGGCAGCUAAUGAUACCCCUGUCCGCCCCUCGAACCCCUUAUUUCGCCUUUGA
Messenger RNA from Photinus pyralis (common eastern firefly), 2398 nucleotides. Its product is annotated as nardilysin-like. Gene Ontology annotation, biological process: proteolysis. Lineage: Eukaryota; Metazoa; Arthropoda; Insecta; Coleoptera; Lampyridae. The transcript is spliced from 14 exons. Gene Ontology annotation, molecular function: metal ion binding; metalloendopeptidase activity. The coding region runs from base 41 to 2398 and encodes 785 amino acids. The record is from RefSeq and is a predicted model, not a curated record.